AUGGCCAUCACAGUUCAAGUGAGUCUUAUCUCAAUACUCUUGCUUUGCAUUACAAUAGCACAGGGAAGAGAAACACUUCACACUAGCAAUCAAUUUUCAGCAUCGUCUCUAGUUAACAACGAUGACGGUAUCUGCAAAACUAUGGUAGAAACACAAGGUUACACAUGUGAAGAACAUAAGGUUACAACACAGGAUGGUUUCAUCCUGAGCUUGCAGAGACUACCCGCGAGGCCCACCUGUGCUAUUACAGCUGGUUUCUUUUGUGAUGCUGUAAUAUGA
Messenger RNA from Vicia faba (fava bean), 279 nucleotides. Lineage: Eukaryota; Viridiplantae; Streptophyta; Magnoliopsida; Fabales; Fabaceae. The record is from the annotation of a GenBank genome assembly.